Molecule: messenger RNA, 1200 nt
Organism: Ochlerotatus camptorhynchus
Lineage: Eukaryota; Metazoa; Arthropoda; Insecta; Diptera; Culicidae
Product: probable chitinase 10
Exons: 2
Coding region: 47-1189 (380 amino acids)
Cellular component (GO): extracellular region
Molecular function (GO): chitin binding
Source: RefSeq, a predicted model, not a curated record
GUUAUCGAAGUGGAAGCAAGUUUCAGGUUACUAGAAUAGUUUUACAAUGAAAGUUCAAGUAAUUUUGUUAGCUCUAGUAGCUUGCAUAGCUACUCACUCAGUGGCAGAACCUAGCUGUCCCCCAUUAGGAGAUACGGAAACGGUCGUCUACUUCCCACACCCAACGGACUGCAGCAAGUUUCUAACCUGUCACUGGGGUAAUCUGGUAGAGUUGUGUUGCCCGAGUGGCACUUUCUGGAAUGACGAUAUUAGAGCAUGUGAUCUACAAGGAAACGUAAUCUGCACCCCACAACCAGAGCCUACAACUGCGGAGCUCACAACUGCGGAGCCCACAACUGCGGAGCCCACAACUGCAGAGCCCACAACUGCGGAGCCCACAACUGCGGAGCCCACAACUGCGGGGCCUGUCACUACGACCACCGAACUGGACACCACAACCAGUACAAUGGCAGCUCCACCAACCCAUCCAAGUGAACAGUGCCCGGAUUCCUACGAUCCAAACAACGAGGUUUUCGUGCCACAUGCCGACUGCACCAAGUACUACAUUUGCACUUGGGGUGGAGUCGCCGUCGAACAGAAGUGCCCACCGAACCUUCACUGGAAUCAAAACCUGUCGUACUGUGAUUAUCCAGCGCAAGCAGGUUGUUCGUCAGCCAGCCCGACGCCUCAGCCCACUUCAGAACCUGUCACAAGUACAACUUCUGCUCCAACCAGCGCUUCUCCUCCUGCACCAUCUGGCGAUUGCCCACCAGUGUAUGAUCCGAGCCACCAGGUUUACUUCCCACAUGCCGACUGCUCCAAGUACUACAUCUGCACGUACGAAGGAAGCAAGCUGGAACAGAACUGUCCAGCGGGACUCCACUGGAGUCAAAACGUCUCGUACUGUGAUUAUCCAGCGCAAGCAGGUUGUUCGUCAGCCAGCCCGACGUCUAAGCCCACUUCAGAACCUGUCACAAGUACAACUUCUGCUCCAACCAGCGCUUCUCCUCCUGCACCAUCCGGCGAUUGCCCACCAGUGUACGAUCCCAACCAUCAGGUUUACUUCCCACAUGCCGACUGCACCAAGUACUACAUCUGCACGUACGAAGGAAACAAGCUGGAGCAGAACUGUCCAGCGGGACUCCACUGGAGUCAAGCGCAGAGCUAUUGCGAUCGUCCUGAGCUAGCUCAGUGCACACAACUGAAGUGAGCCGCGCGUUU